Messenger RNA from Microtus oregoni (creeping vole), 7683 nucleotides. It is a transcript of the gene Tmtc1, whose product is annotated as transmembrane O-mannosyltransferase targeting cadherins 1. The transcript has 20 exons. Lineage: Eukaryota; Metazoa; Chordata; Mammalia; Rodentia; Cricetidae. The record is from RefSeq and is a predicted model, not a curated record. Gene Ontology annotation, molecular function: mannosyltransferase activity; protein binding. Gene Ontology annotation, biological process: RNA processing; protein O-linked glycosylation via mannose. The coding region runs from base 119 to 3154 and encodes 1011 amino acids.
GCGCCCCCGCUCCACCUGUGCGCGUUCUGGUCGCCUGGGACGCGGCGCCCACAGGCGGAGGCCAGGUGUUAGGGACCUUGGGUCCCGGGAUCCAGGAGGCGGAGGCGCGCGAGCGGGCAUGCGCAGUGGGCGGAGGCGGCGGCGAUGGCCCGGGGAGGCGGGGGGACCGCUGUUUAUUUGCAGCUGGGCCACCGCGGCGGCCGAGCACGGGGCGCCCGGGCGGGGACAGUGGGCGCGCGAUGUCCGAGCCACGCAGACUGCCGCGCACCCGGGCCCCAGCCGGGGAGGAUGCGCGCCGCUCGGGAGCGGCCGUGCGGGCGGCGCGAUGCUGGUGACCCGCGGGGACCGCGGCGGCGGGGAGCGCGCGCCCUCGCGGCGCCCGCGCUGCGGACUGGUUCCGGCCGGAGCCGCGGCGCUGCUAGCCGGGGCCAGCUGCUUGUGCUACGGGCGCUCGCUGCGGGGCGAGUUUGUGCACGACGACGUGUGGGCGAUCGUGAACAACCCCGACGUGCGGCCCGGGGCCCCGCUGCGCUGGGCCGUUUUCGCCAACGACUUCUGGGGCAAGGGCCUGGCGGACAGCACCAGCCACAAGUCCUAUCGGCCGCUGUGCGUGCUGUCCUUCAGGCUAAACAUAUUUCUGACUGGCAUGGACCCUUUCUACUUCCAUGCGGUGAAUGUCAUUCUGCACUGCCUGGUGACCCUCGUGCUGAUGUACACCUGUGAUAAGACCGUCUUCAAGAACCGCGGGCUGGCUUUUGUCACCGCCCUGCUCUUCGCGGUGCACCCUGUCCACACGGAGGCGGUGGCUGGCAUCGUGGGCAGAGCCGAUGUGUUAGCAUGUCUGCUGUUCCUGCUGGCCUUUCUUUCCUACCAUAGGAGUCUGGAUCGGGGCUGUGCAGAGCAGAGCGUUCCCCCGACGGCUUCUCCCUUCUUUCUGCUGCUCAGUUUGUUCCUGGGGACCUGUGCCAUGCUGGUCAAGGAGACCGGCGUGACCGUGUUUGGAGUGUGCUUGGUUUACGACCUCUUCUCCCCGUCCCACAAGCAGGAUAAGUUGAGCAAUGGGGUGAUCUGUCAGCACAGCCCACAGCAGCCGGGCAACUCCCAGCCCUCCUCUCACCAUGCCCACCCCCACCGUGAGAGCAGAAAACAGCGCUUCCCACACAGAGACGUUUGGGGAGGCUGCCAUUCACCAGUGCCACCAGAGCCCAAGAGCCGCAGGUUCCCUGUGUCCCCAGGAGCAGUGUGGUCCCUCAUGAGGUGUCUGACAGGAAGCAGCAACGGGAAUUUCCUGCUUACGCUGAGACCGUUUUUAAAGCGGGCCGUUUUGGUCAUCAGUUAUGUGACGGUCAUUUUGUAUUUCCGCCUGUGGAUAAUGGGAGGAACUAUGCCCCUCUUCUCGGAGCAGGACAACCCCGCUUCGUUUUCACCUCACCUCCUUACAAGGUUCCUUACCUAUUCCUACCUCCUGGCCUUCAAUGUGUGGCUUCUGCUGGCACCCAUCACCCUGUGCUACGACUGGCAAGUGGGCAGUAUUCCUCUGGUGGAGACCGUAUGGGAUGUGAGGAACCUUGCUACCAUCCUGCUGGCAGUGGUGAUGGCCUUACUGAGCCUGCACUGCAUGGCGGCCUUCAAGAGGCUGGAGCACAAGGAAGUGUUGGCCGGCCUGCUGUUCCUCGUGUUCCCGUUCAUUCCAGCCAGCAACCUCUUCUUCAGGGUGGGCUUUGUGGUGGCCGAGCGAGUCCUGUACAUGCCUAGCAUGGGCUACUGCAUUCUCUUCGUGCAUGGACUGAACAAGCUGUGUGCUGGGCUGAGCCGGUGUGGGGCCACCUCCCUGAUGGCAUCUACUGUGUUACUGCUCCUGCUUUUUUCCUGGAAAACCGUGAAGCAGAAUGAAAUCUGGUUGUCGAGAGAGUCCUUAUUCAGGUCUGGAGUUCAGACUCUGCCCCACAAUGCGAAGGUUCAUUACAACUACGCCAACUUCCUAAAAGACCAAGGCCGGAACAAGGAAGCCAUCUACCACUACAGAACCGCCCUCAAGCUGUACCCACGCCACGCAAGUGCCCUGAACAACCUGGGGACGCUGACAAAGGACACUGCCGAAGCGAAGCUGUACUACCAGAGGGCCCUGCAGCUGCAUCCGCAGCACAACCGUGCCCUUUUCAACCUGGGCAAUCUCCUGAAGUCCCAGGAGAAGACAGAAGAAGCCAUCGUGCUGCUGAAGGAGUCCAUCAAGUAUGGGCCGGAUUUCGCCGAUGCCUACUCCAGCCUGGCUUCCCUCCUGGCUGAGCAGGCAAGAUUUAAGGAAGCAGAGGACGUCUACCAGGCUGGAAUAAAGAACUGCCCAGACAGCUCAGAUCUGCACAACAACUAUGCGGUUUUCUUAGUUGACUCUGGCUCUCCAGAGAAGGCUGUGGCUCACUACCAGCAGGCCAUCCAGCUCAACCCAAGCCAUCAUGUGGCCGUGGUGAACCUGGGCCGACUCUACAGGUCCUUGGGCGAGAACAGCGUGGCUGAGGAGUGGUACAAACGUGCCCUGCAGGUGGCCCACACGGCUGAGGUCCUGUCACCUUUGGGAGCACUCUAUUACAACACGGGCCGACACAAGGAGGCGUUGGAAGUGUACCGGGAAGCGGUCUCUCUCCAGCCUUCCCAGAGGGAUCUCCGCCUGGCCCUGGCACAGGUUUUAGCAGUGAUGGGUCAGACCCAGGAAGCUGAAAGGAUGACCAGUCGCAUAGUGUCGGAGGAACCCAGAUGCCUGGAAUGCUACCGCCUCCUGUCGGCGAUUUACAGCAAGCAGGAGCAGCAUGAGAAGGCACUCGAGGCCAUAGACGGAGCUCUUCAGCUGAAGCCCAGGGACCCGAAAGUCAUAUCUGAACUUUUCUUCACAAAAGGGAACCAGCUGAGAGAGCAGAGCCUUCUGGACGAGGCUUUUGAGAGCUAUGAAGCUGCCGUAACCUUGGAUCCUGACCAGGCACAGGCGUGGAUGAACAUGGGAGGCAUCCGGCACAUCCAGGGAAGCUAUGCGUCUGCCAGGGCCUAUUAUGAGAGAGCCCUGAGGCUGGUCCCAGACAGCAAGCUACUGAAGGAGAACCUAGCCAAGCUGGAUCGCCUGGAGAGACGGUUACAGGAAGUCCGAGAAAGGGACCAGACCUAGCUCCUGGCACACAGUCACGCGGGACUCAGCAGGCUGAAAGAAGACAGAGAGGCCUUGCUCACAACAGCAGGCUCUGCCUCCCGGUGGCACAGGGAGACAGCUGUUGGUGACCCCGCUGCUAGGGUUGUUUUCCAGGAAGACAAAGGGGAACAGCAAAGGGGAACAGGCGGUGUGCAGGGAAGUAACGUGUGUGCUUUAUGGGCUCCGUCUGUGUCACUCCCAGUCCCCAGGAUGCAGAUGUGGAACAUCAUGGUAGCCCAGAAACACAGAGGAGACAGCCUCCUCUGAAGUCGGCCCAGGGGGAGUCCAGAGUGGGUGAAGAGCUUUGGUUGUCUUGUGAAGGCAUGGGAGCAGAGCACUUGAUCACUGGGCUUGGUCUAAUAUCCCCUAAGAGUACCACUAAGGACCUUUGGAGAAGUACAUUAAAUUCCACUCUGAUAUACAUUUUUCAGUGCCUAAAACACGGGCGAGGUUCUAGAGUUGUAUGUGGGUAUCUUUAUCUCUCCAGGAAAAAUCUCCCUGAGCAGUAAACAAAAAACAACAACGAAAAAAGCUCAGCAUCCUUGUUUUGUUACGGAAAUGUUUUUAAAUGUUUGAAUUGUAUUCCAGAUAUUACUAGAGUUGUGUCUCCACCCUGAAACUUCUCAGUGCAUACACCAGGAGACUGCCACCCUGGCUGCCCAGGCGUGGAGUGGCGGGGUGCGGGGUGCAUUCUGCGAGGAAGUGUUCGAGGGCCAGUCUAGAGAAGUGCUCGCCUUUAUUCUCUUAAGGUCAAGAUGUCAUGAGAUUUAUUAUUUUUGAGAGAUAUAUUUGAGCAUUGAGGAACCUUUACAGUGUGUUGCAGAAUUCCUCACGGACUGAGUUGAGGGAAAAGAGCUCUAUUUAUUGACUUUCAAGGUUUACUGGGAAUUUUGUGCUUAAGAGACAAGUGACUGACAGCAGACUCCACGGAGAAUGCUCUAUAACUCUCGGGUAAAGUCUAGAUUCACAGUUUUUUAAAAAAAUAUAUUUAUAUUUAAAAACGAGGAAGGCAAAGUUGAAAUCAUAAUUUGACAUUAUUUUUAGUGUUAUUUAUUGUAUAACUUAUAAAAUGUUUAAUAUAUAUAUCCACACGUGUGGUUUUGUCUCUGUACAUAGUCAUUUUAAUAGCAGCUCUCAAAACCAAUCAUAUAAAAACUGCGUAAUAAGAAAGCUUUAACAAUCGCCCCAAAUUAUACUGGUUGUAUGCCACUUAAAGCUAAUGGAAUCACGGGUCAGCUCCGUGUUUGGGUAGUCAGUGAAGGGGUUGGAGCACCUGCUUCUAACUGGAUACUUAUCACUGAAAGCAGAAACCCGAAGGUCAUCCAGGCCUUGCUGCCAAGCCAGGUGUCACACAAACAUCUCACCUGUCCAGCCAGACCAGAGGAGCCCAGCACCAGGAGGCGGGCUUCUGCGUGUUAUCUUAUUUUAUUUUAUGGCAGGUAAGUUAAAAUAAGUGGCUGAAAAUUUAUUUGAAAAGGCAUGGUGAAGCCAGGUAGUGGUGGUGCACACCUUUAAUCCCAACACUUGGAAAGCAGAGGUAGGCGGAUGAAUCUCAGUGAGCCCAGCCUGGUGCACAGAGUGAGUUCCAGGACAACCAGGAAACCCUGUCUCAAACCCUCCACCCUCCAAAAGGGCAUUUGCCCCAGUGCUCCCCUGCUCUUGGGGCCAGCAUGUGUCCCUGUCACCUGAAGUCUGGAAUCAGCUGCCAGCGUCACAUAUCACAGAGUGAUCGGAAUCUUAUUUUCUUCCAUCAAAGGUCAAAAAUAUGUACUAUAGUGCUUGCUAUAAAAUAAUUCCAAAGCCGGGCGGUGGUGGCGCACGCCUUUAAUCCCAGCACUCGGGAGGCAGAGGCAGGCGGAUCUCUGUGAGUUCGAGGCCAGCCUGGUCUACAGAGCUAGUUCCAGGACGGGCUGCAAAGCCACAGAGAAACCCUGUCUCGAAAAACCAAAAAAAAAAAAAAAACAAAAAAAAAUUCCAAGCCUCUAGUUUAGAAAGCAGGGGUCUUUGGCAACACCUUAGUACCUCUCUUUAGAGCAGUAUUUACCAAAGUGGGUGUAUUAAAAACUAGCGGGACAGAUGGAACCACAGAGUUUGAUAUAGCUUCGCCUUAUGUGAAUUGCUACAAAAGGUCUCAGUGUAAAUUUGUUGGAGUAACUAAAAAGGCAACUAUAACAUAAAUGUUUCCCAGGAGAAAAAGCCAGGUGGCACCUAGGAGGCUGCUUCAUGGGUCCUCUCUCCUUCCUCAUUUGUCUGCCUACUUUGGCAUCUCCCUGAGCAGUAAAAACACACACUGCUUAAAAAGAAGAGAAGUCAGCCCGCGUUGUGGGCUCGGAUGUUAAAUGAGCCAAGGAGAGUUUCCUUGGUAGAUAGGUUGCCUGGGAGAAAGUCAGUCGCGAAGUGUUUUCUCAAAGCUGGCUGAGUGUAUCUUGUAGCAGGCUGUUUGGUCCUUGUCACGUGGGAUAAUGCAUGGGAGUCGUCCUUUUACGGUAGAAACGAAGAACCUAGCUUGUUGUGAAAACGCAUCUGGUUUACCACCAGCAGGCUUUGGUCUGUGAGUGACUGGAGAGCUCUUUCUGAAACCUAGGGGUGGAGCUGGCUUAGUGCACGCAGAUCCUCUGCUGGCGAUUCUGACAUCGUUAUUGUUGGUGCUGAGAACAAAGCACUUUCUGGCUGAGCUCCGGCCUCAGCUAAAUUAUUCUGAGGGUUUGCUUGUGUUUUUAAGAAAGGGUCUAGCCUGGGUCUCAGAGUGCUGCACCAUGCCCAGGGGAAGAAGGAGGAGUUGCUUUGCCUGGGCUGAGCCCCAGCAUGGUGUUCUCAGGGUUCUUUCCUGAGUUACACAUAGAGCCCUUCAUCCCGAGCCCCUCCCCCACCAUUCCCUGUCAGUCCUGCCUGUCACCCUUGUCAUGAAGCCCAGUGGCAGUUCAUUCUUGUGCCCUUUGACAUAGGAGCUAUAGGAGUGACCGGUGGCUUAUUUUAAAUUUGGGAAUUAUUCAAUUAGUAUUUUUCAAAGUGAUUCAAAUGUUUCAUGUUAUUAGUGUCUUUUGGUUAGGUGGUGGAACUCAGGCAAAUGAACCAAAAAUGCAGAAACUAUGGGGGAAUAGAUGCUUUUGUGAGGACUGGAGGCCUUGUUUGUUUGUGUGUUUCUGGGGCUAGAACUCCAUCCAUGCAAGGCAAGCCUUCCAUUACUGGCCACCAGAGACAUCUCAGUCCUGGGCUUGUUAAUUCUGAAAGUUGACACAAAGCAGAGAGGUGUCUGGUGUUCAUCAGCAUGCAGGUUCCCUUCUGAAGUCUGCAGCAGAAUUUCACAGAUAUUUUUCAGCUUUCGGACAAGACCAAAUAAAAAUUCCAAACCACACUGCAGCGACCUGAGGUGACCAAACUGAGGAGGAGAAAAAACAAAGGUCCCGUUUCUAGUGAUUGUUAGCAGAUAGGCUGAAUCCUUCUGAUUAGAGAGCAGCUGGGCUAGUAGGAGGCCUUCCCCCUGCCCAGGGUCUCUCCACCCUAGCUGCCCUUGGAGAACUGUGAGCAUUCUUCCAAACUCCCUGAGACCCAGUGCUCUGCCGAUAGCAAAGUCCUGCAGGACUGAUGCUUUAAUGAGGCUUACAGCUUCUACCAAGCAGAUGGGGAAUAUGAAUUUUUUAUUUCUAGCUACUGGACCAAAGUGAGCCAAGGAAUUCUAAAGGAUGGGUCAUCACAUUCCUAGGCUGACCGGCAGGUGACUGAGUAGGGUGGCUUUGUGCAUGUGGUGACUGGUCUAUAAUGUGUUCUUCUCUUUAGAAAAUGCUUGGGUGUCAAAGGGAGAGACGGCAGGGGUGGCAGCUGGUCUGUAAUGUGUCCUUCUCUUUAGAAAAUGCCAUUUGCACACAGCAGGCAAGAGCCAAGGCUAGAAAGUAAACAACAACAACACAAACAAACCAAACCCCUGAUAUCUUUUUAUUCUUAGAGGGUGUCCACGGCACAGAGAUUGCCUCUUUCUGCCUGGCACACAGACCCUGGGCUUUCCUGUUUAGUUCUUGAUUGCACUUACUAAAACCUGUUUUUGAUGAGCUGGGUGUGGUGGCACACGUCUUUAUUCCCAGCAGCACUGGGGUGGCAGAGUCAGGUAGGUCUCAGUGAAUUUGAGGCCAGCCUGGUCUGCAAUAGAGCAAGUUCUAGGAGAGCCAGAGCUACACAGAGAGACCCUGUUUUGAAAAAAACCAACCAAACAAACAAACAAAAAAAAAAACUCCUUUUGACAAGGAAUCAUGGGCAAAAAUGCCUGCUCUUACCUGUGUGGAUCCACCCAGGGGAAUAAUAAACCUUUAGGAACUAAUUCGCCCAAAGCAUGCAGCUAUGGUAGAGGAGGGUUGUUUUGUCUUCUUCUUUUCCAGUCACACUUGUUGGCAUCACCGGAACACAGCAAAACCAAGCAUCCAAUGCCGUCCUUUGGGAAGUGUAGAUGCCUGUCCCACCUCCUUUCAGCCUGCAGCUGUGCGAGCUAAGGUUUUAGAAUACCAGAAACCAAUACC